AUGUAUCGUGUGCCCGAUUUCUUACAACCUCGAGACUGGAUGUGUAAAGUCGAUCUAUCCCAGGCAUAUUUCCAUGUGAAUGUCACAGAAUCGUACAGUUGGUUCCUACGUCUAGAGUACAACCAAGAAGUUUUAGAGAUGAUAUGCCUACCGUUCGGCCUAAGCACAGCACCCAAAACAUUCUCGAUCCUCACAAAGCGGGUUGCUCAGACAUUACGAGAAAGGUACAGCAUAAAGGUACUAGUGUACCUAGACGCCUUUGUUAUAGUACAUCAAGAUGCGCAGAGGCUUUACCAUUAUGCAAAACUGAACGUAAAGCUAUUACAGAGAUUGGGUUGGCAAGUAAAUAUACUUUAG
Melitaea cinxia (Glanville fritillary) is the source of this 357-nucleotide messenger RNA. RefSeq lists its product as uncharacterized. Lineage: Eukaryota; Metazoa; Arthropoda; Insecta; Lepidoptera; Nymphalidae. Bases 1 to 357 code for a protein of 118 amino acids. The record is from RefSeq and is a predicted model, not a curated record. The transcript has a single exon.